Messenger RNA from Macrosteles quadrilineatus (aster leafhopper), 1555 nucleotides. Its product is annotated as polycomb protein eed-B-like. Bases 201 to 1475 code for a protein of 424 amino acids. The transcript is spliced from 8 exons. Lineage: Eukaryota; Metazoa; Arthropoda; Insecta; Hemiptera; Cicadellidae. Gene Ontology annotation, cellular component: ESC/E(Z) complex. Gene Ontology annotation, biological process: negative regulation of transcription by RNA polymerase II. The record is from RefSeq and is a predicted model, not a curated record. Gene Ontology annotation, molecular function: nucleosome binding; protein binding.
ACAGUUGAUUUGAUUUGAUUGAUUGGGAAAGAGUUUAGAAUACUGUUACUAACUACUGUACAAGGCUAAACAAAAUAUAACUUAGUCACUUAGGCCUAUCAAUUUUUAAAAUUUGAAAUUGACGUUAUGUUGGCGUCAUUCUAAAUUUACCUCAUAACUAAAUUUCAUAGUGAUAAAGAUAACAUUUUCACCGGUACCUGAUGAAACCUAACCAAGCUAAUUCUGAAGGGUCGACCAAUACUGAAGAUUCAGGCGAUGAUGUGGAUGAAACAUCCAGUGUUGGAAGUGGGACGACAGAUAAUACUUCUUCCCGAAGUGAGACCCCAACCAACAGAGGGAGGAAGGGCCGAAGAGGGAGACAGAAAGUUGUGAACAAUAAAUCUUCUAAAUUCGGAUAUAAAUUUACAUGUUUUAUCAAAGAAGACCACGGCAUGCCCCUUUUUGGGGUCCAGUUCAAUCACCUGCUCAAGGAGGGACAGCCGUUGAUAUUCGCCUGUGUCGGCAGCAACCGAGUGUCCAUCUACGAAUGUCCCCAGGACAGCGGGAUGACUUUGCUGCAAUGUUACGCUGAUCCUGAUGCAGAUGAAAACUUCUACACCUGUGCCUGGUCAUAUGAGGAGGAGAGUGGUAAACCUCUCCUAGCAGUUGCCGGAUCCCAUGGUAUCAUCAGGAUACUCAGCCCUGCAUCCAUGUCUUGCAUCCGCCAUUACAUUGGUCACGGUCAUGCAAUAAACGAGUUAAAGUUUCACCCUCGGGACCCCAACUUGUUAUUGUCUGUGUCCAAGGAUCACACUCUGCGACUGUGGAACAUCAAGACUGACGUUUGUAUUGCAAUUUUCGGAGGCGUUGAGGGACACAGGGACGAAGUUUUGAGUGCGGACUUUGACCUGCUCGGCAAGCGCAUCAUGUCUUGUGGCAUGGAUCACUCACUCAAGCUGUGGAGGCUGGACAAAGAUCACAUAGAGGAGGCUGUGGUAGCCUCGUAUGACUUCAACGCCAGUCGCAGCACUCGUCCAUUUGACUCCCUCAAAGAACACUUCCCCGACUUCUCCACAAGAGAUAUUCACAGAAACUAUGUGGAUUGUGUCAGAUGGUUUGGCAACUUCAUUUUGUCUAAGUCAUGUGAAAACUGCAUCGUGUGUUGGAAACCAGGUCGACUAGAAGACGACCAACUUCGCUUUAAUGAAACAAACAUUCAGAUCGUACACAAGUUUGAAUUCAAAGAGUGUGAAAUUUGGUUCAUACGCUUUGGAAUGGAUUUCUGGCAGAAAUACCUGGCUCUGGGUAACCAGAACGGACGUUUGUUUGUGUGGGACCUGAGUGUUGGCGACCCUGGUCAAGCGAGGAUUGCUACGUUAGCUCACCCACGAUGUAACUCAGCCGUGCGACAGACCAGCCUCUCCCGCGACGGCUCGGUGCUGCUCGCAGUGUGUGAUGAUGGAACCAUCUGGCGGUGGGAUAAACUCACCUCUUGAGGUGCUCACGUUUUUGUACAAGUCAUAACUUUUUUCUGUUAGCAUGUCAAGAUUUAACAUUAAAUUUUUACAUUUUUAAA